Messenger RNA from Dermatophagoides pteronyssinus (European house dust mite), 2306 nucleotides. RefSeq names its product scavenger receptor class B member 1-like. Lineage: Eukaryota; Metazoa; Arthropoda; Arachnida; Sarcoptiformes; Pyroglyphidae. The record is from RefSeq and is a predicted model, not a curated record. Gene Ontology annotation, cellular component: cytoplasm; membrane. Gene Ontology annotation, molecular function: scavenger receptor activity.
AAAAAUGAAAUAAAAUCUCUAAAAAUCUAAAAAUUGAAUUUUGAACAAAUUUUUCAUUUUCUUCUUUUUGUCUUUUCAAUCAUUUCUGCUUUCGGUGUUUGGUGUGUGCGUUUGUCAGUUUUCAACACAAAAAACAAAUAGAAAAAAAGUGAGAAGAAAAAAAAAAUAAAAAUGUCCAAUUGGAAAAAUAAAAUCUGGACAUUUCAACAAAAGACAUCCGACAACGAUAUGGAAGAACAUCAGCCAUCAUCACAAUCACAAUCAUCAACAUCAACAACAUUAUCAACAACAACAUUGACAAAAAAAUUUUCAAAAAAACAUUCACAAUCAAUAAUAAUAACCAAAUCAUUGUAUAUAUUUUUAUUAGCUUGUUUUGGUAUAUUAUUCAUUAUAAUUGGUUUAUUAUUUUAUUUGGCUAUUUUACAUUCAUUAAUACAUAAAAUCAUUACAGAGAAAUUAGCUAUUGCCGAAGGCAGUGAAACAUUUGAAAAAUGGAAACAAAUUCCAAUGCCCGUUUAUUAUCGUUAUUAUUUUUUUAAUGUAUCAAAUCCUAUUGAAAUUGAACGUAAUGGUGAAAGGCCACAAGUACGUGAAAUUGGUCCAUUUACCUAUCGAUCACGUUGGAUAAAAGAUCCAAUAAAAUUUCAUUCAAAUGGAACGGUAACAUUUCGUGAACGUAAAUCUCUUGAAUUUGUCCCGGAGCUAUCAAUUGCAUCGGAUCGUGAUCGUAUUCUGGUUACAGUAAAUGGUCCAUUAACGGUAACAUUAGCAUUAUUACAAAAAGCACCAUUAGUUGUUCGUAAUAUUGUAUCGCUUGGAUUAAGUACUGUAGCUGAAGGCUUUUUUAUACGUCGUAGUGCUCGUGAAUUAUUAUUUGAUGGUUAUCAUGAAGUGUUAACAAGUUUUGGUCCAUUGCUCAAUCCAAACAUACCAAAUACUAAAGGUCGAUUUGGUUGGCUUUACGGUCGAAAUAAUACCGAUGAUGGAUCGCUUACUGUAUUUACUGGUCAAAAAGAUUUUACAAAAAUUAAUCAAAUUGAUCGUUAUAAUGGACAUUCUGAAUUACAAUUUUGGAAACCUAAAAGUGAAUGUAAUCGUUUAAAAGGAAGUACUGAUGGACAAAUUAUUGCAAUCAAUGAUGAACGAACAUUUAAAUUGUUUCAUCCUGAAUUAUGUCGUACAAUAAAAUUCAUUGCUGAUGAAACAGGAAUAAAUGCAACACAUUUUAUGCCAAAAAAUUAUAAAGGUGAUUUGAAUGAUAUAAAAAUUACUGUUGAUCGAUAUAUUCCUGAUUCGGAUACACUUGGUUCAAUGGAUGAACAUCCAUUGAAUUCUUGUUAUUCAAGUAAAAUUACACCAUCAAGACCAGAAUUAGGCGAUAUACUCGUAUCCAUACGAGAAAGAAAUCAGUCACGUUUUGUUAUUAAACCAUUUUUUCGAACCAAAAAUGGUCGUAUCAUAUUUCGUUCCGGUGUAUUCGAUUUGUCUGAAUGUAAAUAUGGUGCACCGGUUCUAUUAAGUUAUCCACAUUUUCUUUAUGCUCAUCCAAAUUAUCGUGAAAAUAUUGGUGGUCUUCGACCGGAUAGACGAAAACAUCAAUUUCAUAUGAUGGUUGAACCAAAUACCGGUACAAGUAUACGUUCAUAUGCACGUAUACAGAUAAAUAUUUAUAUUACAAAACCACCAUGGAUUUCAAGAUUUCGUUAUAUACCCGAAGUAGUGUUUCCAGUAUUUUGGCAAGAAUUAAGAGCAGAAGCAUCAUCCGAAAUAAUUGAACAUUUAAAUUGGGCAUUAACUAAACCGUUUAUUUAUGCUGAUAUUUUUUCCAUAGUGAUUAUUGUGAUUGGAUUAAUAUUAGUUUCAAUUAGUGGUUAUUGGCUAUUGUUUCAAAAACAUAAAAAUAAAACAAAUAUAACCGAAACAAAUAUUGAUAAAGAUGAAAAUAAUUUUGUAAUGUUUCAACCAACGGAACUGCUUUCCAAACAACAACAACAACAAACAAAAAAUAAUAAUAAUUUAAUGAUGAUUGUCGAUAAUAAUAAAAAUCGUUCAUCACCACCAACAUUAUCGAUUACAAGUUCAAGUAAGGUAAAUGCUGGUUUUGAUCAUGAAACAGAUACAACAACAACAUUAUCAUCAUCAUCAUCAUCGACAACAACCGAAAUAGAUAAUUCAAAUCAAGAUGAUAAUCCGGUGAAAAGUUGAUUAACAAUUUUCGACAAUUUUAAUCAAAUAUUCAAAUAAUCCUUUAUAACUGUGAUAUGUUUUUUCUUUCUUUCAUUUUUUUCGAUGUUUGUUAAAUCCAA